AGGCGGGCGUGACCGUCAGCGGGUCAUAUGAGCGUCAUCAGCCGCUCCUGUGCUUCACAGCAGCGGGGACACACGGAGCACCAUGUCGGCGCUGGAUAACUGCGCUCUGCCGGGGUAAACGGGAGGAUGUAAACCGCUGGAAGCCUGCGAUAAGCCCCAUAGGAACAGGUCCAACUCCUGGUUCUGGUUCUGGUGUCUUCAGAGCUCCUAUUUGGCCUCUUGGUGUCCAACCCUACUGCAGCCAUGAUGUCCAAGUCCGCUCUGCUGAAGGUCAUCCUCCUGGGUGACGGCGGCGUUGGCAAGUCGUCCCUCAUGAACCGCUACGUCACCAACAAGUUCGACUCGCACCUCUUCCACACGAUAGGCGUGGAGUUCCUCAACCGAGAGCUGGAGGUGGACGGGCGGCGGGUCACCCUACAGAUCUGGGACACGGCAGGACAGGAGCGCUUCCGCAGCCUCCGCACGCCCUUCUACCGUGGCUCCGACUGCUGCCUCCUCACCUUUAGUCUGGACGACGGACAGAGCUUCCAGAACCUCUCCAACUGGAAGAAGGAAUUCGCCUACUACGCCGACGUCAAGGACCCCGACAGCUUCCCGUUCGUGGUGCUGGGCAACAAACUGGACGUCCCCGAGCGCCAGGUAUCCGGGGAGGAAGCCCGCAAGUGGUGCCGGGAAAACGGAGGGCACCCGUACUUCGAAACGAGCGCCAAAGACGCGACAAACGUAGCAUCGGCCUUUGAGGAGGCAGUGCGUCGCAUUCUGUCGUCUGAAGAUAGAGACGAUCACCUGAUUCAGACCGACACAGUGAACCUGCAGAAGAAGCCUCGCCCUGAGCCCAGCUGCUGUUAAUCUGAGGGACUCCGGGGGUUUUGGUUGGGCCUUUUCACUGAUGCUACUGUACAGUUCUGCAUGCUACUAUUUAAGCUUAAACCUGGAUCAACAUUUUAAUGUCAAGUUUUAGCUCAACAAUUAAAACUACACUACCUUUCGUUCACAUAUACUGAAGUUAUCUGUUUUGUUUGUAUCAGGGAAGCAAUAAAGACCAAAAAAAACU
Poecilia latipinna (sailfin molly) is the source of this 1054-nucleotide messenger RNA. Its product is annotated as ras-related protein Rab-9A-like. Gene Ontology annotation, cellular component: lysosome; late endosome; phagocytic vesicle. Bases 244 to 849 code for a protein of 201 amino acids. Gene Ontology annotation, biological process: Rab protein signal transduction; retrograde transport, endosome to Golgi. The transcript has 2 exons. Gene Ontology annotation, molecular function: GTP binding; GTPase activity. The record is from RefSeq and is a predicted model, not a curated record. Lineage: Eukaryota; Metazoa; Chordata; Actinopteri; Cyprinodontiformes; Poeciliidae.